AUGUCUGCAAGCGUUACACCGUUUUUCGGUGCAAUCUCCACCUUUGAUCACCACAACCAAGAUUGGGUGACAUUCCGGAGCAGGCUGCAGCAAUGGUUCAUUGCAAAUGAACUGGAUAAAGAGUCGGACAAGGCGGGCGUUAAGCGUCGCGCCAUCUUGCUCAGCGCACUCAGCGACGAAUCUUACCAACUGGCGAGUAACCUCGUGCUACCAAAGACCUUGGACGUCGUGGACUACGAGGACAUCGUGAAGGCGUUGGACCAGCACUUCACACAGAAGCGCUGUGGCUUCGCCGAGAGACGUCACUUCUACGUGGCAGUGCAGCAGCCGGGCGAGUCGCACGCGCAGUGGGCCGCGCGGCUCCGGGGCCUCGCUGCGCACUGCAAGUUCAAGAACCUAGAGGAGGCCCUCCUGGACAAGUUCGUGAUGGGGAUGGCGCCGGGAGCCGAGCGGGAGAAGCUAUUCUCGAUGGACAUCGAGGAGCUGACGCUGGCGAAGGCGGUGGAGCUGGCGAGCAGCGUGCGCACGGCGCGCGCCGCCGCCGCCGCCGCCGCCGCGCCGCCAGCCGCCGCAGCUUCCGAUGCAGUGUUUAAAAUCGACAAGGGUCGAGACCCUGAUAGGUCCAGUGUUCCUUCGGAGGAAAAGUGUAGUGUGUGUGGUCGAAAGAGCCAUAAAGCCAAUGUGUGUCGAUUCGCAAAAUUUAAAUGUACCAAGUGCAAUCAGAGAGGACAUCUGAGAAGGAUGUGUAAGACGGUCAAAUAUUUGGAGGCUGAAGCUAACAGCGAGGGUGACGAUGUCCUUACAGAAUGAUAAUCAUGGCGGAAUCAUACGGAAAGACUUCCUACCGGGAGAUGUUGUAUUGUUCAAACAAUAUAUUAAUAAAAAUAGAUUCCAUUGGACUAAAGGAAUUAUUUUAAAGAAAGAGGGAUC
Molecule: messenger RNA, 930 nt
Organism: Plutella xylostella (diamondback moth)
Lineage: Eukaryota; Metazoa; Arthropoda; Insecta; Lepidoptera; Plutellidae
Molecular function (GO): zinc ion binding; nucleic acid binding
Source: RefSeq, a predicted model, not a curated record